This is a messenger RNA of Suncus etruscus (white-toothed pygmy shrew), 3306 nucleotides long. It is a transcript of the gene ZNF865, whose product is annotated as zinc finger protein 865. The transcript has a single exon. Gene Ontology annotation, biological process: regulation of transcription by RNA polymerase II. Gene Ontology annotation, molecular function: DNA-binding transcription factor activity; RNA polymerase II cis-regulatory region sequence-specific DNA binding. The record is from RefSeq and is a predicted model, not a curated record. Lineage: Eukaryota; Metazoa; Chordata; Mammalia; Eulipotyphla; Soricidae. Bases 19 to 3306 code for a protein of 1095 amino acids.
CAGUGGGGCCGGUUGGAGAUGGAGGCGAACCCAGCGGGCAGCGGAGCCGGGGGCGGCGGGAGCAGCGGGCUGGGCGGCGAGGACGGGGUCCACUUCCAGAGCUACCCCUUCGACUUCCUGGAGUUCCUCAACCACCAGCGCUUUGAGCCCAUGGAGCUGUACGGCGAGCACGCCAAGGCCGUGGCCGCGCUGCCCUGCGCCCCGGGACCCCCGCCGCAGCCACCCCCGCAGCCGCCACCUCCGCAGUACGACUACCCGCCCACCGCCGCCUUCAAGCCCAAGGCAGAGACGCCCUCGUCGUCGUCCACCUCGUCGUCCUCCUCGGCCUCCUCGCACGCCAAGAAGCCCGACCCGCCCCUGGGGCCCGCCUUUGGGGCGCCCCCGCCGCCCCUGUUCGACGCCGCCUUCCCGGCCCCGCAGUGGGGCAUCGUGGACCUGUCCGGGCACCAGCACCUGUUCGGGAACCUGAAGCGCGGCGGGCCGGCCGCCGGGCCCGGGGCCACACCAGGCCUAGGCGCUGCGGCGGGGACGCCCAGCCCCAUGCCCACCCCGGCGCCCACCCCGCCGGGGGGCCCGGUGGCUGCCGCUGCGGCCGCGGCUGCCGCAGCCGCCGCCGCUGCCGCUGCAGGAGCUGCCACGUGUGACCCGGCCAAGGACGACAAGGGCUACUUCCGGCGGCUCAAGUACCUGAUGGAGCGGCGCUUCCCGUGCGGCGUGUGCCAGAAGUCCUUCAAGCAGUCGUCGCACCUGGUGCAGCACAUGCUCGUGCACUCGGGCGAGCGGCCCUACGAGUGCGGCGUGUGCGGCCGCACCUACAACCACGUGUCCAGCCUCAUCCGCCACCGCCGCUGCCACAAGGACGUGCCGCCCGCCGCCGUGCCCUCCGCCGCACCCCCGCCGCCCGCCGCUCCCCUCCCGCCGCUCGGCCUGCCCGGCCCAGCAGGGGUCCCCGGAGCGGCCGCAGCCACCCCCGCCACCACGCCGCCCAACGCGGCCACCCCGGCCACGGCCACAGCCACCGCGGGGCCCGCCGCCGCGCCCGCCGACGGCGCUGCCAACAUGGCCCAGGCCGGGCCCGCCGCCAUCGGGGCGCCUGCAGGAGCGGCGGCGGCGGCCGCGGGCGGCGGCGACGGCCCCUUCGCCUGCCCGCUGUGCUGGAAGGUGUUCAAGAAGCCGAGCCACCUGCACCAGCACCAGAUCAUCCACACGGGCGAGAAGCCCUUCUCCUGCUCCGUGUGCAACAAGAGCUUCAACCGGCGGGAGAGCCUCAAGCGCCACCUCAAGACGCACUCGGCCGACCUGCUGCGCCUGCCGUGCGGGGUGUGCGGCAAGGCCUUCCGCGACGCCGCCUACCUGCUCAAGCACCAGGCCGCGCACGCCAGCGCCGGGGCCCCGCGGCCCGCCUACCCCUGCGACCUGUGCGGCAAGUCCUACUCGGCGCCCCAGAGCCUGCUGCGCCACAAGGCCGCGCACAACGGCCCGCACGGCCCCGCUGCAGCCGCCGCAGCCGCCGCCAGCGUCGCGGCCAACAGUGCGCCCGACGGGCCCAAGGACGGGGCGGCCCCGCCGCAGCCCCCGCCGCCCUUCCCGCCGGGCCCCUACUUGCUGCCGCCAGACCCGCCGGCCAACGACAGCGACAAGGCGGCCACGGCGGCGGCGGCCGCCGUGGUGUACGGGGCCGUGCCAGUGCCGCUGCUCGGGGCGCACCCGCUGCUGCUCGGAGGCGGCGGCGCGGGCGGCGGCCCCUCGGCGGGCUCGGGCCCCGGCCUGCCGGGCAAGACCUUCUGCUGCGGCAUCUGCGGGCGCGCCUUCGGCCGGCGCGAGACGCUCAAGCGCCACGAGCGCAUCCACACGGGCGAGAAGCCGCACCAGUGCCCGGUGUGCGGCAAGCGCUUCCGCGAGUCCUUCCACCUGAGCAAGCACCACGUGGUGCACACGCGCGAGCGGCCCUACAAGUGCGAGCUGUGCGGCAAGGUGUUCGGCUACCCGCAGAGCCUCACGCGCCACCGCCAAGUGCACCGGCUGCAGCUGCCCUGCGCCCUGGCCGGCGCCGCGGGCCUCCCCGCCGCGCCGGGCGGGCCGGGGGCCUGCGGGGCGGGCGCCGGGGCGCCGGCCGAGGCGCUGAGCUACGCCUGCUCAGACUGCGGCGAGCACUUUCCGGACCUCUUCCACGUCAUGAGCCACAAGGAGGCGCACAUGGCCGAGAAGCCCUACGGCUGCGACGCGUGCGGCAAGACCUUCGGCUUCAUCGAGAACCUCAUGUGGCACAAGCUGGUGCACCAGGCCGCGCCCGAGCGCCUGCUGCCGCCCGCGCCCGGCGGCCCGCAGCCCCCCGACGGCCCCGCGGGCAGCGACGCGGCCGGCGCGCUGGACCACGGGCUGGCGGGCGAGGUGGGCGCGGCCGUGGCGGCGCUGGCCGGCGUGUCGGGGGCCGACGAGGCGGGGGGCGCGGGCGGCGGCGGCGGGGCCGGGGCGGGGGCGGGCGCCGAGCGCUUCAGCUGCGCCACCUGCGGCCAGAGCUUCAAGCACUUCCUGGGGCUGGUGACCCACAAGUACGUGCACCUGGUGCGCCGGACGCUGGGCUGCGGCCUGUGCGGCCAGAGCUUCGCGGGCGCCUACGACCUGCUGCUGCACCGCCGCAGCCACCGGCAGAAGCGCGGCUUCCGCUGCCCCGUGUGCGGCAAGCGCUUCUGGGAGGCCACGCUGCUGAUGCGCCACCAGCGCUGCCACACGGAGCAGCGGCCCUACCGCUGCGGCGUGUGCGGCCGCGGCUUCCUGCGCUCCUGGUACCUGCGGCAGCACCGCGUGGUGCACACGGGCGAGCGCGCCUUCAAGUGCAGCGUGUGCGCCAAGCGCUUCGCGCAGUCGUCCAGCCUGGCCGAGCACCGGCGGCUGCACGCCGUGGCCCGGCCCCAGCGCUGCGGCGCCUGCGGCAAGACCUUCCGCUACCGCUCCAACCUGCUGGAGCACCAGCGGCUGCACCUGGGCGAGCGCGCCUACCGCUGCGAGCACUGCGGCAAGGGCUUCUUCUACCUGAGCUCGGUGCUGCGCCACCAGCGCGCCCACGAGCCGCCGCGGCCCGAGCUGCGCUGCCCGGCCUGCCUCAAGGCCUUCAAGGAUCCCGGCUACUUCCGCAAGCACCUGGCGGCGCACCAGGGCGGCCGGCCGUUCCGCUGCUCGUCGUGCGGCGAGGGCUUCGCCAACACCUACGGCCUCAAGAAGCACCGCCUGAUGCACAAGGCCGAGGGCCUCGGGGCGCCCGGGGCCGGGGCCGCCGCCGCCACCCUGGCCGGGAAGGACGCCUGA